AUGCUGCCACCUUCUAUAUUUAAUCUAACUUGGACAGAAUUGAGACAAAUCUUUCAUGGAUUCUUUCCAGGUAAUCCAACUUUUCUUGAAAAGGAUUAUCCUUCGUUAGAUAACAAAGUAGUCAUCGUAACUGGAGGUAAUGCUGGAGUAGGAUAUCAAGUAGUAAAAUCCUUAGCUGGAUCCACCAAUGCAAAGAUAUACAUCUUCUCCAGAAAUGAAGAAAAGACGAAACACGCAAUUGAACAAAUGAAACUAGAAAUAGCUCAAGAAUACCUGAAAUCGAUCAAUUCUAUCAACUUCAUUAAAGUCGAUUUUGCAGAUUUAACAACCAUAAGACCAGCAGUUGACAAGUUCCUCCAACAAGAAGAAAGACUAGAUCUAAUCAUCCAUAAUGCUGGUGUUAUGACCCCACCUCGUCAUUCUAAAACAAAACAAGGAUAUCAACUCGAAUUAGGCACAAACGUAAUCGGACCCCAUCUCCUACAAACCCUAUUAGACCCGAUCCUCAUCUCCACUUCCAAACUCAACAAACCAAAUGAAUCACGUAUAGUCUGGAUCGGUUCCACCUCCCAUUUCUUCGCUCCAUAUGGUGGUUUGAAUUGGAAAGAUCCCAAUUAUGAAAACUCCCCCAAUGUUCCGUUAAAGGAAAUGUAUAGUCAAAGUAAAGCCCUUGUUAUGAUGCAAGCCAUCCAAUGGCCAAAACGACAUCCAGAAGCUUCCAAUGUUGUGAGUGUUUCUGUUUGUCCUGGAUAUUUGAGAACUGAACUCCAACGAAAUAUGCCAUUUUUCCUGAGGAUAGGGUAUGAUCUUACGUUUCAUAAGGCAAGAUAUGGGGCAUAUACGGAGUUAUUUGCCGCGUUGUCGCCAGAAGUAACAAAGCAAAGAAACGGGGAACAUAUAAUUUCAUUUGGGAAUUGGGGUGUGAUUAGAGAUGAUAUUAAAGAUGCUGCAAAUUGUGAAAAAGUUUGGGACUAUUUACAAGAACAAAUAAAACCUUAUUUAGUUUAA
Messenger RNA from Hemisphaericaspora subhashii, 1008 nucleotides. RefSeq lists its product as uncharacterized. The transcript has a single exon. The coding region runs from base 1 to 1008 and encodes 335 amino acids. The record is from RefSeq and is a predicted model, not a curated record. NCBI's taxonomy places the organism in Eukaryota, Fungi, Ascomycota, Pichiomycetes, Serinales, Debaryomycetaceae.